CAGACUCAUUUUUUCAUCCGUCUUCACGUCUUUUCCGACACUCAACUGGUUUGAGCCUCGACUGGUGAAACAUGUUUGUUGUUUUACGCACCUUUGUGGCCCGCAUUUCGUAGCCCCGAUCGCUGCGGGCUAGAGAAAGCCAUAUGUCGGGAUGGCAAGUCGACCAAUAUCGUCCGCCCAAUUUCGUCCAUGCGUAGUGCAUAUCAGACACCGGCAUCAACAACUUUCAUUGCUUGGCAGCUGAACAGUUUGGUGACCUCCCCUGAUGUGGAACGGGAAACGGUGAACGGACCCUCUAUUGCAGUUCCAAAAACAGCAACAAUUUAACGGUUCCAAUAUUGCCAUUUUUUGGUCCUUUGCGUCCCUGUCGUUGUCACAUCUCCUGUGUUGUCGUGGCUAACAAUCUAUUUUCAAUCUUCAACUACAACUUCAUUCCGCCUGGUUCUUUCUCUUUGACUCGCCCUCAUUCCCUCGCUAAAUCUUCGACUCGACGUCGACAGACACAACAUUCUUUUGUAGCUUAUACGUUCAUUUCAACACUUCAAUUCGGACAUUUUACAGUCAAUUCGUCGACUAAACCUCCAGUAACAACCACCGAAAGAAAACCAUUCGACAUGCAAAUCGGCCCUCUUGUCCCCUUGCUCGCGCUCCUCGCUGCCCCCGCCCUCGCGCGAUCUUCUCUCCACCCCAACGCUGCUGCGCAUCGGCGUCAGGACGUUGGGCAGGAGCGUAUCAACUCCGCAGUCGAGAGGCGCGAGGCCCUUGCUCAGUCCCAACCCCGCGCUCUUUCCGAGAAGCCCAACAAGAGAAAGAUUACCAGGCGAGGCGGCCGUAGCUGUAGGGCGAGGAACUCAACUGCCACUGCUUCUGACUCUGCUACUGCCUCUGCUACCGCCUCUGCUCUCAGCGAGGACUCCAGUGCUGUCUACUCUGACGCCGAAUCCGCUUCUUCUACUCAAGCUCCGGUUGAGAACACCUCGUCUUCUUCUGAAAAUGUGGCCGCCACCACCAGCUCUAUUGAGAACAUUGCAGCUUUGCAACAGCCUUCUAGUUCGUCUUCUACUGAAGACUCCUCGACUGCAGCCAGUUUGACUUCUGUCGCUUCUGCUGCGGCCACUUCUUCUGCCGCGGCCACUUCUUCUGCCGCGGCCACUUCUUCUUCCGCGGCCACGUCUUCUUCUUCCAACUCCACCGGCAGCUACACUCCCAAUGGUAUUAAGGCUGGUGUGACCGGUGACGACCCUUUGUCUUUCCUCCAAGGCCACAUUGGAUGGUACUAUGACUGGAACGCGACUCCGACUGGCUCUGCCAGCGGUGCUAGCCCUGCCAACAUGCUCUGGGGCGCUGGUACCGUCGACUCCACCGAUGCCUCUCGACUUGCCGCCUUCCAGGCCCUCACCACCGCUCCCCAGUACAUCAUCGGUUUCGAAGAGCCUGACUGUUCUACUUCCGGUAGUUCAAACAUUGGUGUCUCUGAUGCUGCCAGUCUUUGGGACUCGACCAUCGCUCCCUGGAAGGACCAAGGUUCUAUUUUGAUCUCUCCUUCCAUGUGCCACCAGGCCGCCGAGGAGUACACGAAAUGGUUGUCUACUUUCAGCACUCAGAUUUCCACCUCUUGGGACAUUACCAACUUGCACAUCAACAAGAACAGCAUGGACGGUGUCAAGGAAGACAUUGACUAUUACUACAACACUUACGGCAAGCCUAUCUGGGUCACCGAGUUUGCCUGUGUCGACGACAGUACCGACUUCGUCCCCUGUACCGACCAGAGCGAGAUUAACACCUUUAUCAACGAUAUUGUCGCUCUCUUUGAGUCUGACGACAGGGUUCAAGCUUAUGCCUACUCUACUGGUGAAGGUCUUUCUUCCGAAUGGGACAUGGUCAGCAACGGUGCUCUCACCGAGUCUGGUCAGACUUAUCUAACUGCCAUCUCUCAAUAUCAUUAAACAAUUAUCUAUACGCUCAUCUCUUACACAAUCUUUCUCUUAUCUGUUCGUUACUUGCUUUGCUCAAUUCCCUUCCUUUUCCCGGGCUUUUCCAUAGAUUGGUUAUAAACUCGGUAUCACACUCACAUCGACUGGUUUCUUUGUGGGUUGAAUUAUGAUCUCUUGUUACGUAUCCCCUUGAAGUAUAGGUUCAUGACAAACGAUAAGCCCUUUUGAUGCAUCUGCCAUGCCUUCA
This is a messenger RNA of Cryptococcus deneoformans JEC21, 2181 nucleotides long. RefSeq lists its product as hypothetical. Bases 615 to 1946 code for a protein of 443 amino acids. NCBI's taxonomy places the organism in Eukaryota, Fungi, Basidiomycota, Tremellomycetes, Tremellales, Cryptococcaceae. Gene Ontology annotation, cellular component: fungal-type cell wall. Gene Ontology annotation, biological process: fungal-type cell wall polysaccharide metabolic process. The record is from RefSeq and is a predicted model, not a curated record. The transcript is spliced from 6 exons.